AUGGGUGACUGGAAAAGCUACAUCAACACCAUCCUAAAGGAUAAGAACAUUGAAGAUGUAGCUAUCGUGGGGCACAGUGACAACAAAUCAGUGUGGGCUUCCAAGCCAGGGGGCCUACUGGCUGCUAUCUCACCUCAGGAAGUGGGGGUGAUCAUAGGCCAUGACAGGAACGGGUUUCUGCAGACUGGCAUCACCAUAGCUGGCAAGAAGUGCAGUGUGAUCCGCGACUACUUGCUUGUGGAAAAAGAUGCUGUGAUGGACACCAGAACCAAAGAGGGUGACAGCAAGUCCAUCUGUAUUGGCAAGACCCCCAGAGCCCUGAUCUUCCUCAUGGGCAAAAAUGGAGUCCAUGGAGGAGCCCUCAACAAGAAGGUCCAUGAGAUGAUUGCAAGCAUGAAAACCCAGAGUAGCUAG
Messenger RNA from Chelonoidis abingdonii (Abingdon island giant tortoise), 414 nucleotides. RefSeq names its product profilin 3 (gene PFN3). NCBI's taxonomy places the organism in Eukaryota, Metazoa, Chordata, Testudines, Testudinidae. Gene Ontology annotation, biological process: positive regulation of actin filament bundle assembly; actin cytoskeleton organization; regulation of actin filament polymerization. The record is from RefSeq and is a predicted model, not a curated record. Gene Ontology annotation, cellular component: cytoplasm. Gene Ontology annotation, molecular function: actin binding.